GAUUAUGCUGCUGUUGCCACAGAAACUUAGCGACCAGUGGAAAGAGAGAGUGCAGAGGGGUGGGAAGUCCACGCAGAGAAAAGCCCAGGAGCUGAUGCUAUAGAGGUGCAGACAACCCUUUGCCCCCACAGCCGACACAGGAUUCUUUAGGUGACUUCGAUUUUUUUUUUAGAGUCCGUCCAGUCUGCCAACAUGCUGCAUCCUUUAAUUAUCGGCAUUAUGACCGUAAACACAUCUCUAACCGUUGUCUAUUGGACCUUCAUCCUGGGCGAUGCCUACCUCAAGUGGUUGUCGGAGCCAGAAGACAAACCCAAAAAGGUGGUCACACCAGCCUGAGGGAGCUGUAAAUAACAUGGAUCUACCUGACGAAGUGACUGGGUGUUGUUGUUAUUUUGCUUAGAAGUAGUCUGCAAGUGCAGCUUGUAGUGCUUUUUGUGGAAUCAAGUUGGCAAUUGUCUGCUUCCCUUAUUUUUGUUUGCCCUGAGAAGACUUGGAAACCUUUUGUAAACUUCAGAACUAUACUGGACCGAAUGAAUCCUGCAAGUAAAUGAGAAAGACAUCAUUAUUCCAGAGCUGUGUCUAUAGAAUUCAUACCAGUUUGGAAGUAAUUUCAUUCACAAGGCAAAGAAAAGAGCUGAGGAUCAGUCUCAAUAACAGAGCGCAGUGGGGGAGCUCGGAUCGGCACCAAGACAGUAAAUCUGUCACCACCUAAAGACACAGCCCCAGGGCUUCACCACAUCCACAGAAUCACAUAAAGAGCUUCAUAAACCAACUCCACCAAAGCUGCCAAACUAUGAACCGACAACCAACCGCGUCCCUGAAUGCCCCAGCGGGAGCUCUGCUUUUGAAUGCCACACAGCUGGCGUUUGAGCACCGACAGCUCCUGCAGUUGUCGAGGCGGAAGGAGGAGGAGGCCUAUUUUGUGGACUACAUACCCCCAGCAAGAGAUGCUAUAACUCUGCCGCGCAAUGUAGUCUACAUCCUAGUAGGGGUGGUGCUGGUUAUAGUGGCCACUUACGCCAUAGUGGGACACCUCAUUAAAGACCUGAUGCAUGACCUGGCAGACUGGAUUCUUGGGCCCAAACCAACAGAGGAUGAUUCAGAAGCAGGGGAAGCAGAAAUAGAGGAAGAACGGCGGCUGAGCUCUGCCAGUAAGCUGAGGGAGGAAGACACCUUGAGGAUGCAGGAAGAAAAGGACGGACUGCUGCCCGGUUUCCACCAGGGAGAUGGAGGCUGUCGCUGUCCAUCUACCCCUCCACCGAUGAGAAGCUCCAUUACUUCAUCAUUCCCCAGAGAAAAAAGAAUAUCUGUGCAUAGCGUGACCUUUGCUUGCCCCAUCGCCCCUUAUGUCACUUCCCUCUGAGCUGUCAUCACUUUGUCAAAGCAGAUCUCUUUUUUUUUGUCGCAAAUAGUCAUGCAUCAGCUAAGCUAUGUUUGUUUUAUGUAAAAAAUAAACAAAUGUUAUAGCUAUAGUUUGUAUUUAUUUGAGAAGAAAAUGCUUUGUUUUUAUUACUUAUUAACAGGGAUCCAUAUUAUCAGUCCUUCAACUAUUCCGCACUAUAUAAAUGUUUUUCCAGUUUCUCAUGCAAUAAAAUGUAAGUGAAUUAUGGAAAAAGAUGCAAAUGUGCUCAUAUUCUUGUACGUUUCUGAGCAGUGAGGCCGUCUUAGUCAUCGCCCCCCCUCUCCCCCCACCAUGUUGCUGUAAUGCGUUUCUGAGGAUAAGAUACAUACGUCACUUUUCCUGUUCUGGUGUUGGACUUAACUUCUCUCCAGUAAACAACUCGAUAAUAUAAGUGUG
Mugil cephalus (flathead mullet) is the source of this 1798-nucleotide messenger RNA. Its product is annotated as small integral membrane protein 44-like. Lineage: Eukaryota; Metazoa; Chordata; Actinopteri; Mugiliformes; Mugilidae. The transcript is spliced from 4 exons. Bases 794 to 1363 code for a protein of 189 amino acids. The record is from RefSeq and is a predicted model, not a curated record.